ACCACCGUCAACUAUUUCAUAUGAUAUUUGUAUAGAGGUCUCAUUCUAUGAGAGAUGUGCUUGUGUUUAUAUAAUAAGAUUAAUUUUUCUUGUAGAACUUUGGAAAGCUGAUCAGUUGAAGGAGAGGAGCCAAGAAAACCAACUUAAACAUUUUUGGGAAGUUGUAUUCAUCGAUAACAAAAUGCUAGUGAAGGAACAAGGUAAUGUAAUGGGAAAACCAUUUAACUUGGACAAAAAUUCAUUUCCUUCCACAAAAAUAGUCUGUCACUGUGACUUAUUUGGAGUGAGUUUCAACAGAAUUUCAGAGUUGGUUAUUAUUAGAAAAACCUUCAGAAAAGAACCUGAUGAACUUAAUGGUUGUGGAAAAUUGCUACUCAAAAUUAAACCCGAGAAAACUCAUACUAGGGAGAAAAGUGAAUUUUUGAAGAAUAGGGCUACUCACAGUUAUCAUGAGGCUCCUAUUCCGCACGAAAAGAUUCAAACCUUAGAACAAACUUUUGAAUAUAAUGUGGGUCGGGAAGCCUUCUUGGAAAAGACACUGUUCAACCCACACAAGAGUGAGAGCAAAGAAGAGAGAGACUGUGAAGGCAGUGAAUAUGGGAUAACUGUUUGUGGAGACUCAUCCCUCCUGUUCCCUCAGAUACCUCCCUCUGAGGAGAAUCACUGCAAGUUUAGUGAUUAUGAGGAAUCCUUCUGUGGGAAGUCUACUCUCAAACAUCAUGGGGUACAUAUGAAACAUUGUGAAUAUAAUGAAAGUGGAAAUAAUUUCAGGAAGAAGUUAUGUCUCUCACAACUUCAGAAAACUCAUAAAGGAGAGAAACACUUUGAGUGUAAUGAAUGUGGGAAAGCUUUCUGGGAGAAGUCACAUCUCACUCGACAUAAGAGAGUGCACACAGGAGAGAAACGCUUUCAAUGUAGUGAAUGUGGAAAAACUUUCUGGGAGAAGUCAAAUCUCACUAAACAUCAGAGGUCACACACAGGAGAAAAACCCUAUGAAUGCAGCCAGUGUGGGAAAGUCUUUAGCCACAAGUCAGCCCUCACAUUACAUCAGAGAACACAUACUGGGGAGAAACCUUAUCAGUGUUCUGCAUGUGGGAAAACAUUUUAUCAGAAGUCAGACCUCACUAAGCAUCAGAGAACACACACGGGGCUGAAACCCUAUCAAUGUUAUGAAUGUGGUAAAUCAUUUUGUAUGAAUUCCCACCUUACCGUGCAUCAGAGAACACACACAGGUGAGAAACCUUUUGAAUGUCUGGAAUGUGGGAAAUCCUUUUGUCAAAAGUCUCAUCUUACACAGCAUCAGAGAACUCACAUAGGGGAUAAACCCUAUGCAUGUAAUGCAUGUGGGAAAACUUUCUACCAUAAGUCAGUACUCACCAGGCAUCAGAUAAUUCAUACAGGAUUGAAACCUUAUGAAUGUUAUGAAUGUGGGAAAACCUUCUGCUUAAAGUCAGACCUUACAGUGCACCAGAGAACUCACACAGGGGAGAAACCCUUUUCAUGUCCUGAAUGUGGGAAGUUCUUCAGUCAUAAGUCAACCCUUUCACAACAUUUUAGAACACACACAGGGGAGAAACCCUAUGAAUGUCUUGAGUGUGGAAAAAUCUUUUACAAUAAAUCAUACCUAACUAAACAUAAUAGAACACAUACUGGGGAGAAGCCCUAUGAAUGCAAUGAAUGUGGGAAAUCUUUCUGCCAGAAGUCACAGCUCACACAGCACCAGAGAAUUCACGUAGGGGAGAAACCUUAUGAAUGUACUAUAUGUGGAAAAGCUUUCUGCCAUAAAUCAGCUCUAAUUGUACAUCAGAGAACCCAUAUAGAAGAAAAGCCCUAUAAAUGUAAUGAAUGUGGAAAAUCUUUCUGUGUGAAGUCAGGACUUAUUUUGCAUCAGAGAAAACACACAGGGGAGAAACCCUAUGAAUGUAAUGAAUGUGGGAAAUCCUUCAGUCACAAAUCCUCCCUCACAGUACAUCACAGGUCUCACACAGGGGAGAAAUCUUGUCAAUGUAAUGAAUGUGGGAAAAUCUUUUACCGUAAAUCAGACCUUGCUAAACAUCAAAGAUCACACACAGGAGAGAAGCCCUAUGAGUGUAACAUAUGUGGGAAAACCUUCUCUCAAAAGUCAAACCUCAUUGUACAUCAGAGGAUACACACAGGGUAAAAGUCUUUUGAUGAAUUGUUUAUUAGAAAUGCUCAGCCACAAGUUAGCACACUAUACUUCAGAAUAUACACACUGGAGAAAGUUCUAUUGGCCUCUGACUGUUUAAUAACAUUCAUCUGCAAACUGGACUUAAUUUAUUCCACAGCACUGAUGAAACAAAUUGCAUGUCAUGCUUUGUUAAACAGUGAAAUCCUAACUUAAUACUGUUAUAAAAC
Molecule: messenger RNA, 2376 nt
Organism: Castor canadensis (American beaver)
Lineage: Eukaryota; Metazoa; Chordata; Mammalia; Rodentia; Castoridae
Source: RefSeq, a predicted model, not a curated record